AUGACAGAUGAUUCAACACGUGUUCCUCUUGGAGAAAACAAGGACUACAUCAAUGCUAGCUAUAUUAGAAUAGUCAAUUCUGGAGAAGAGUAUUUUUAUAUUGCUUCACAAGGACCACUGCCAAGUACCACAGAUGACUUUUGGCAAAUGGUUUUAGAGAAUAACUCUAAUGUUAUUGUUAUGAUAACCAGAGAGAUAGAAGGUGGAAUCAUCAAAUGCCACCAUUACUGGCCCAUUUCUAUGAAGAAGCCUAUGGAAUUGAAAAACUGUCGCAUCUUCCUGGAGAACUAUCAGAUACUUCAAUAUUUCAUCAUCCGAAUAUUUCAAGUUGUGAAGAAGUCUACAGGAAGUAGUCACUUUGUAAAACACUUGCAGUUCACCAGCUGGCCAGACCAUGGCACUCCUGCCUCGGUAGAUGGCUUCAUAAAGUACGUGCGUUACGUGAGGAAGAGCCACCUUACAGGACCUAUCGUUGUUCACUGCAGUGCUGGUGUGGGCCGGACGGGGGUGUUCCUCUGUGUGGAUGUUGUGUUCUGUGCCAUUGAAAAGAAUUGCUCUUUCAACAUCAAGAAUAUAGUGACCCAAAUGAGAGAACAGCGUUACGGCAUGAUUCAAACAAAGGAGCAGUAUUUCUUUUGUUAUAAAGUUGUGCUUGAAGUUCUUCAGAAGCUUCUGACUUUAGAUUAAGAAAGACUUCUGUUGCCUCACGUUUCAAAUUAUCAAGUGGCUUGGAGUCUUCUCACAAAGAACACGUUCUGGCUGUG
Neogale vison (American mink) is the source of this 764-nucleotide messenger RNA. Its product is annotated as tyrosine-protein phosphatase non-receptor type 20-like. The transcript is spliced from 5 exons. Gene Ontology annotation, biological process: protein dephosphorylation. Gene Ontology annotation, molecular function: protein tyrosine phosphatase activity. Lineage: Eukaryota; Metazoa; Chordata; Mammalia; Carnivora; Mustelidae. Bases 1 to 687 code for a protein of 228 amino acids. The record is from RefSeq and is a predicted model, not a curated record.